Molecule: messenger RNA, 2533 nt
Organism: Odobenus rosmarus divergens (Pacific walrus)
Lineage: Eukaryota; Metazoa; Chordata; Mammalia; Carnivora; Odobenidae
Gene: SETDB2
Product: SET domain, bifurcated 2
Exons: 13
Coding region: 354-2468 (704 amino acids)
Biological process (GO): negative regulation of gene expression; heterochromatin organization
Cellular component (GO): nucleus
Molecular function (GO): DNA binding; zinc ion binding; histone H3K9 methyltransferase activity
Source: RefSeq, a predicted model, not a curated record
GAAUGUCUCAUGCAUCCGUGGACCAAAAGAUGGAGUUGGUUUUUAUUUUUAAAAAGAUAUUAUCAAUGAUCUAACUAUAAAUAUUCACUUGAUGAAGUUGCAUGGACUCAUCAUCAGGUUGGACUAGUUAUUUUUGAAAGUUUCUUCAACUGAAGUUACUAUUUGAAAAUUCAAGCAUCCAAGAACAUUGGGUUUGGAAUGGCAUAAUGAUGUAUUUUCUCUGAGGACUGCAAAUUUCAUAGAGACCACAUUGAAUUCCAGUUGGAUUCCAGUUAUAUUCUUCAAUCAAAGUGAUUCCGUCCUUUGAUAAAGUUAAUUUUGAAGAGUUUUAUGUUUAUGAACGACGCCAAAAGAUGGGAGAAAAAAAUGGUGAUGCAAAAACUUUCUGGAUGGAGCUGGAAGAUGAUGGAAAAGUGGACUUCAUAUUUGAACAAGUGCAAAAUGUGCUGCAAUCACUGAAACAAAAGAUCAAAGAUGGGUCUGCCACAAAUAAAGAAUACAUCCAAGCAAUGAUUCUAGUGAAUGAAGCAACCAUAAGUAACAAUUCAACACUGAUAAAGGAUCAUACAUCUGUGAUCCAGAAUGAACGGGAAAACAAAUCAGGUUCAUUGCCCUCUACAUCGUAUGGAGAUCCCUUUCCAGAAGACUGUACAUUUCUAUCUACAAAAAAUAAGGAAGUUCCUCCUUUGGAAAAUAAAGUUGCAUACAUCAGAGAAAAGAAAUCAUCUUUGAAUCUAUCUUACCGAAGUCAUGACUGCUCUCGAACUUGUCUGAUGAAAAUACCACUUACCUUCAAGGGAGAAAACCCUCUGCAGCUACCAAUCAAAUGCCACUUCCAAAGACGACAUGCAAAGACAAACUCUCAUUCUUCAGCACUCCAUGUGAGUUAUAAAACCCCUUGUGGAAGGAGUCUACGAAAUGUGGAAGAAGUUUUCCGUUACCUGCUUGAGACAGAGUGUAACUUUUUAUUUACAGAUAACUUUUCUUUCAAUACCUAUGUUCAGUUGACUCGGAAUUACCCAAAACAAGAAGAAAUUGUUUCUGAUGUGGAUAUUAGCAAUGGAGUGGAAUCGGUACCCAUUUCUUUCUGUAAUGAAAUUGACAAUAGAAAGCUUCCACAGUUUAAGUACAGAAGGACUAUGUGGCCACGAGCAUAUUAUCUAAACAGCUUUACCAACAUGUUUACUGAUUCGUGUGACUGUUCUGAGGGCUGCAUAGACAUAACAAAAUGUGCAUGUCUUCAGCUGACAGCAAGGAAUGCCAAGGCUGGCCCCUUGUCAAGUAAUAAAAUAACCACUGGAUAUAAAUAUAAAAGACUACAGAGACAAAUACCUACUGGCAUUUAUGAAUGCAGCCUGUUGUGCAAGUGUAAUCGACGAAUGUGUCAAAACCGAGUUGUCCAGCAUGGACCUCAAGUGAGGCUACAGGUCUUCAAAACUGAGAAGAAGGGAUGGGGAGUACGCUGCCUAGAUGACAUUGACAGAGGGACAUUUGUUUGCAUUUAUUCAGGAAGAUUACUAAGCAGAUCUAACACUGGGAAGCCUGAUGCUAUUGAUGAAAAUGGAAAAGAAGAGAAUAUUAUGAAAAAUAUGUUUUCAAAAAAGAGGAAAAUAGAAGUUGCAGAUGCUGAGGUUGAAGUUAUCCCAUUAGAACUGGAAACACAUAGAAGUGCUGAGACUGAGGAGUGUCUACCUACGUUCAAUAAUAAUUUAAAAGAGCCUGUUAUAGAAAUGAAAUGUAACAGUAUUUCAAGAAUUCAAUAUCAUUCAGUCAUUAGAAGUCCUAAAGUGAAGACAGCCAUUAUUCAACACAAUGGGAAAAGGAUGGGAUUUGCUUCCUCAGAGUCUGUCACCUCAGAAGAUAAUGAUGGAUUUAAACCAGCCCAAGUACAUCUGAACUCCAAAGCCAAGGAAAUGAAAAAGGAUUCAAGCUCCUACCAAGUUAAAGACUCUGAAGACAAUCUGCAGAUUGAAUCAGAUGUGAUAGAUAUAACUAAAUGCAGAGAAGAAACUCCAUCAGGGGGCAGAUGUAACCAAGCAGCCACAUUGGAUAAACAGAAUAUUACAAAGGAGUUCAAGGCUCAAAUGCAAAAGCCCCAAGAGGAACGAUCUCCAGCAUAUCAAAACCAUCAAGUCUUUUGUGAAAAAGAGUUCCCAAGUGAAACCAAGAAUAUUUCACCUGAUUCUCUAAAGAAGUUUAAUAAAGGGAAUGUGUUUUUAUUGGAUGCCACAAAAGAAGGGAAUGUGGGCCGCUUCCUUAAUCAUAGUUGUUGCCCAAAUCUUUUGGUACAGAAUGUUUUUGUAGAAACACGUGACAGGAAUUUUCCAUUGGUGGCGUUCUUCACCAACAGGUAUGUGAAAGCAAGAACAGAACUAACAUGGGAUUAUGGGUAUGAAGCUGGGACUAUGCCUGAGAAAGAAAUCCUCUGCCAAUGUGGGGUUAAUAAGUGUAGAAAGAAAAUAUUAUAAAUCUUUAGCUAAUGCCUAUUGAUGAGAUUAGCUUAUCACGCUGCAAUUAGAGCCAUGCAGGAGAA